Messenger RNA from Macrosiphum euphorbiae (potato aphid), 1065 nucleotides. The record is from the annotation of a GenBank genome assembly. Lineage: Eukaryota; Metazoa; Arthropoda; Insecta; Hemiptera; Aphididae.
AUGGAUUGCGACGAUGGAACUCCAUCCAGUAGCGAUGCCAUUGAAGACAAAACUGAAUAUGAGGCUUUUAAAUCUCCUGUCUGUCUCAUAGUCUUGGGUAUGGCUGGCUCAGGAAAAACCACAUUUGUUUCAAAACUCAAUUCUUACCUACGGCAAUACAAAAGAGCCCCGUAUUUGAUUAAUCUCGACCCAGCUUGUAAAAAUAUGCCAUACACACCAAAUAUAGAUAUUAGAGAUUCUGUGAAAUACAAACAAGUGAUGAAGAAUUACGGUUUGGGUCCUAAUGGCGCUAUUGUAACCGCAUUAAAUUUAUAUACCACGAAAUUUCAUCAAUUAAUGGACCUUCUAGGAAAAGUAAAUACUGAAAGUAGUCAUGAUAUAGCUGUUAUAGACACACCUGGACAAAUUGAAGUUUUUACAUGGUCAGCAUCAGGUCAAAUACUUACUGAAAGUCUUGCAUCAACAUUCCCAACAGUUGUAGUUUAUGUUAUGGAUCUAGAAAGAAGUACUAGUCCAAUAACAUUUAUGUCAAACAUGUUAUAUGCGUGUUCUGUGUUAUAUAAAACCAAACUUCCAUUUAUUGUAGUUUUAAACAAGAGUGAUAUUGUAGACCCAACUUAUGCAAUUGAAUGGAUGCAUGAUUUUGAAGCAUUUUGUGAUGCUGUAGAAAAUGAAUCAUCAUAUAUGUCGAAUUUGACUCGUACUAUGGCAUUAACUUUAGAUGAAUUUUAUAAUGAACUAAAAUGUGUUCCAGUAUCAUCAUUGACGGGCCAUAAUUUUGAUGAAUUUUUUAAAAUGGUUGAUGCAGCAGCUGACGAAUUUCAAAAGGAAUAUCGUGUCGAAUGGAAUAAAUUGCGUAAAGAAAAAUUGCAGACUGAAAUUUCUCAACUGAACAAAAAAUUGGACGAUUUAGCAGUUAGUAGUGGGGAAGGAGAACUUGUACCUUUAUUCACCUCACUAAGUGCCGGUCGUGAGAUUUCCGAUAUUUAUCUAGCACCAAAUGCAGAUGAAAUGUCAGGAGACAGUGAAGGAGAAGAAGAGCCUGGCUUUAAUGUUAAUGAUUGA